Molecule: messenger RNA, 4263 nt
Organism: Prinia subflava (tawny-flanked prinia)
Lineage: Eukaryota; Metazoa; Chordata; Aves; Passeriformes; Cisticolidae
Exons: 5
Coding region: 1-891 (296 amino acids)
Source: RefSeq, a predicted model, not a curated record
AUGUUCCAGGGGUUCACUGUACGGUCACCCGGGUGUCUGAGGGACGGCGGAGCACAGCUCCCCGCCCGGCCCCGUGCCGUCACCCGGGCGCGUCCCGGGGCGGGGCCUGCGCCCCUGGGCCUCGGUCGCUGGGCAGGCGUGCCCCGUGUGUCGCCACUGUCGCCGACUGGGAGCGGGGGCGGAGCCGCCGCCGUCAGCCCCGGCCCAGGCGGCCUCCGAGUUGUGUUUCAGGCGCUCGAGGAGAUUGUUUCUUUGUCCCACCCAGAGCUGGCUGCUGGUUUGGAGGGUAAAGAAGAACAGUUAUUAUUGUGUCCCAAAAAUGAUUACAAGAAAAUGGCAAGUGAUCUUGGAGUUUGCUUCUUAUGUAUGUAUACCCUGAGAGCUCUGGACACCAGGCUGGAAGCAAUGGUGCUCAGCUCUUCUGCCUCCAGAGUCAAUGAGGUGCUGCAUGACAUCUUUGAGUUCUGGUCUGUGAAAAGAGUGUGUACACAGGACUGUUCCUCACCCCAGGUAGGAGGGAUUGCCCACUCCUGGGUGAAUGGUCCCCAGCCCAGUGCCAUACAGGCAGUGUGCUGUGGGAAGGGUGCUCGAUUCCCCUGGGGAAGCACCAGGGGCUCGCAUCAAGCUCUUUUGGAGUACAGUGGCUGCAGAGGAUGCCAUAUACCUUGCAAGAGGAUUGGCCUUGGGCCUUUGUCCCAGGUGUGCAAGGGACUCUUGGAGCAGGAGCCCACCAAGACUUUGCUCAAGGUGCUACUGGACUUCACCAACUCUGAAACCACUACUGUGCAGAAGAGGGUCUGGGGGAGGAUCAGGAAUCUGAGUCAUGGGCUGGCUGACAUUUCCAAAUGGGAGGCUAGCAAGGACACUGUGUUUUCCACUGAGAAGACAUAACAAGAAAGCCCCUGGAACAAUUCCAGUGGGGCAGAACCCAGGGGGAAAUUACCUAACCAACUGCUCUUCUAAUUGAACAGUAUUUCUUAGAUAUGCUAACUUGUUAAACUUGCAAAAAUUGUAGAAAUCUGGUGCCAGGUGUGCCCAUAACCAUGGGGGCACCUGGAAGCUUCCAGUGAAGACCUGGGGUUCUUUUACUGUUUUAAGACUGUUGCAAGAGUUUUCUCUUUUGACAUUAGGUAACACCCUGGGCAGAGCAACUUGCCACCACCACUUCCCCCUGCUCUUUCUGGGGCUGCACCUGCUCUGCACCAGUUGGCACAGAUGACUGGAGGAUGCGGAGGGCACAGAGGGCAGCUUCUGAUGUGCUGGGUUGGUCCUCCAUGUCUGAGCCUGCAGGGCUGCUGGCAGGGAUUGGAUGCCAGGUGGGAGCCCCUCCCUGGGAGCUGGUGGAGCUGGUGGAACUGGUGGAGCUGGUGGAGCAGGAACUGGCCUCAUGGCUGUUGUCCUCCCUGUCAGCAGCAUGGGAGCACAGCAGCCUCUGGGCAUCCUCACUGCAUUGGCCCACAAUGAAAUUGACAAUGCCGUCAACCAGGUGUUCUGUAUGUUCCUCCAGGAGAGGCUGCAGCAUCUGGACCAUGACCUCCCCGUUGUCAUGGAUCAACUGGGAGCUUCAGGCAAGCCCUGCCUUUAACUCAGAUUUUUGGCAGCGGUUUAAGUUUAGGUGGCCCACAUCUAAAAUUACUCUGACCUGAAAGUUCUAAGGAUGGGAGAUCAGGUCUAUUUGUAAAAUGAGUUAUUUAUUGAACAGACAGCAGAUAACCAAAACAAGGCCUUAAUCAGAAUUAUUUACUACAUGGUAUAAACUAAAAAGCUAAUCUAGUAGAUUACAUUAAACAGUACAUAAUAUUAUUGUACCUGUAUUAAAGCAAAGGAAAUAAUAUAGACUAGGAUUCAGAUGUCAUUUACCACUGAAAUGACAAUAGUGUAUACCAAAUCCUUUCACUCAGCCUCAGAGGAGUAACCACAAAUCAGCUGUCCCUGCUUUGGGGGAAAAUCCCACUCAUUUCCAGGGAAUGUGCAGAAGCUUUCCCAGUUUGUGAAAAUUUAGUGUAGCUUUUAUAGUUUGUAAGGUGAGGUGUCCCUCAGUCAGAAAUUCCAUCUUAUCUUUCCAGAUGUCACUACCACAGCAAGAUGUUUGUUGUCAGCUGGGAGUGUUACUCCCAUGGUGUGAAAAUAACUCAGUACAAGACAGCUUAUCACAUUUUUUUGCCAAUUAUUGAGAGACAGAUAAGUUCUUCAGGGGCAAGAUGCUCUGCUAUUCCACCAGCUAAAAGCAACAGAUAAGCUCCUCUGGGGUGAGAUGCCUUGCUACACCCAUCUGGACCACAGAGGCACAGGGCAUACGAGGCUGUUCUCACUGCCACCAUGAGGAUGCUGUAGGUCCCUGCUUAGCUGGGGAGAGUGUCCCUUGCAAAGAAGAUUGAAGAACUGCAAGGCACUGGCAGCUGUUUUCAUCCAGGAGGCCAAGAGCUCCUUCUGCCUGGAUCCAGCCCUGCGUUCAACCAGGCUGCUGGUCUCUGGUGGUUCUCCCUGGGGUGUGAUGACACAGUCUAGGUAUUUUUGUUCCUGCAGAGAAAACCUGACAGAUUCUAUCAAUCUUCUGCAGAGUGGGCACUCCGGUUUCCUCUCUGCCCAACGCAGGAUGCAGCCCAUGCAGAACUCAUGGCCACAGGGUGUCACAUAAGCAACACCCUCUUGCUCAUCAUGGCAAAUGGAGCAGCUCCACUCUGUCCCCAUUAUGGGAAUACACAAGACAGAGAGUCAAACAGACUUGAUUAGCAUAGCUGGUUUGAUAACCAAGGUGCCAUGGCAGGAACCAACAGAACUGAAAAUUACAGGAGAUGGGAUUAAACCUGCUUAUGAGGAGAGAGAAGAUUCAAUCAACUUCUGCAAGCAAAGGAUUGUUGUAAAAUGCAUGAGUUUUCUAUGUGUGAUUUUAAACCUGAUUAUUGUAGUAGAAAUUAUUAACCUGUCUGAAAUAGUAUAUAAGCUUUUGGGAAACCUGAGUAAAACCAAAUUCUGAUCACCGAGUCAGUCUUCCCAUCUCUCAAUCAGUCACCAAUACCCAUGGCUCUGUCUGUUCUCCGUGGCAGUUUGGGGAGUCCUGGAAGCUGCUCCCCAUCACUGGCACUACCAAAGGAUCUCAUACACUGCAACAAAAUGGAGAAACCUUGGUCCCUUGCUGGCCCAAGGAGGAGACAAAGAAAUGCCCAAGCCCCUGAAGAAGGAUACCCUCCUGACUCCUCAAGCCCUAGUGCCCUUCUCACUACCAGCCUGGGGAGACUCAGCCCUCCAGAUCUUGCAAGAAUGCCUGACAGCCUGUGACUUUUCUGAAAGCAUGGGAAGAUGGUCUCUGGCAGCUGAAAACAUGUGGAGACUCCCAAAUGUGAUAAACAGAUAUUGGGAAUUAAGUUGCUCAAUAUCUUUGAGGUCCUGAAUUUUUAAUUAAAUCUCUGGAGGCUGGAUUUUUCCUUUCUUUCGAUCUUUUUUGUUUUAAGUUCACUCUUGAAUCAGAAAAUGUCAUUAAUUGAAUGCAGUUUUUAUGAGGGGGAGGUUCUCUUCUUACAAAGUAAACACUGUGGACAAAAACCAAAUAUGGCCUUAACAGGCACUGCACACAUCAGCUAGGUAUGCUGGUCAAGCAUCACCUGUGCAGGUGAUCUCUAGGUGUUGGGGGUUAGAUUUGGGUUUUUUUUCUUCUCACAGAAUUUUUUCCCAUAAGUUUCCAAGAAGCCUUGAUGACUACUUAGUCAGAACAAAAGGAGUACUUGAGGGAUAUGGCAGCACGAGGCUACACCUAUUGUUUCUGAGUCCCUGGGAGUGUCCCUCAGAGGGGAGAGAUGAUGAGCUUUAGGAAAAGCAAAAAGACAGAUCUGGGGGAGGGGGAGGCACUCUUGCUCUCAGCGCCGAGGAGGACGGUCAGGCUGCCCUCUGCCUCUGUCUCGUCCUGGGAAAUCUACAGUCAUCUGCUGUGUACCCGGGAAUCCUGAACUCGCUUUCUCCAGCCUCUCCCCCCACCGCCACUGCUUCUUCGGAGCUUUGAGGUUCCCCUGCUACUCUGUAGCCCUGCACUGCCCAGCCCUGCCGGGACACCCCUGCUGCUCCAGCUGCCAGCGCAGAGCUCCUCAUCCACCAGCCCGGGACUUUCCUUCCUUCCAGCUCAGCCUCUCGGAGCCCUGCAGGGGCACCGAGAUCAAACUGCUCUGGGCUUUUGUGAAAGAAAGCCCUCAAGGUUCUUAGUUCUGUUUAUUAUUAAUGCUAUAGUUGUUUGUUUGUCAUUUUGUCAUAUGUACUAGUAAAAAACUGUUA